This is a messenger RNA of Vitis riparia (riverbank grape), 1322 nucleotides long. Its product is annotated as protein ORANGE-GREEN, chloroplastic-like. The coding region runs from base 171 to 1106 and encodes 311 amino acids. NCBI's taxonomy places the organism in Eukaryota, Viridiplantae, Streptophyta, Magnoliopsida, Vitales, Vitaceae. The record is from RefSeq and is a predicted model, not a curated record. The transcript is spliced from 8 exons.
UAAUAAUAACAAAUUGAAAGAUGCCCAGUGGGCACACAAGAAAUCUGUGCUCCUACUCGUCUUCAGAACAGAGAAUGUGUAGGAACUGAGAACGAAGGGAACUUUGUGUUUGGCAAGAGAGAAACUGAGGAAAGUGAGAGAAAGAAAGUAGUGAGCUGUGUAAUUAGAAGAUGGUUUAUACUGGUCGAAUUUUGGCGGUUUCGUACUCUCCAACGACGUCGUUUCAUCGCAAUUAUCGGUACUCAAACUCCAGAUUUCAUCAAGGAAAGCUCAAAUCGGAUCUGAAAUGGCGAGCCAUGGUGUCUGGGCCGGAGGCUUCUGCUUUUGCACCUUCGGUUGAUUCCGAAUCUGCUGAUAAAAACGACACUGGCUUUUGUAUUAUUGAAGGACCUGAAACAGUUCAGGAUUUUGCCAAAAUGGAACUGCAAGAAAUUCAGGAUAAUAUUCGAAGUCGGAGAAACAAAAUUUUCUUGCAUAUGGAGGAGGUUCGCAGGCUGAGGAUACAACAAAGAAUUAAAAAUGCUGAACUUGGAAUUCUAAAAGAACAGGAAAAUGAACUCCAAAAUUUUCCAUCAUUCAUUCCAUUUUUGCCUCCUUUGAGUUCAGCAAAUCUGAAACUGUACUAUGCUGCUUGUUUCUCUCUUCUUGCUGGGAUCAUCAUUUUUGGUGGCUUACUUGCACCUACUCUGGAGCUUAAGUUGGGAUUAGGUGGCACAUCAUAUGAAGAUUUUAUCCGUAGUGUGCAUCUUCCAAUGCAGUUGAGUCAGGUAGAUCCUAUAGUGGCAUCUUUCUCUGGAGGGGCAGUUGGAGUGAUCUCAUCCUUGAUGAUUGUUGAAAUAAACAACGUAAAACAGCAGGAGAAAAAAAGAUGCAAAUACUGUCUUGGAACUGGAUACCUUGCAUGUGCCCGCUGUUCAAGCUCGGGAGCACUUGUUCUUAGUGAACCUGUCUCAACAGUCAAUGGUGGAAGGCAGCCUCUAUCGCCUCCUAAAACCGAAAGAUGUUCAAACUGUUCAGGAGCAGGAAAGGUCAUGUGCCCCACAUGCCUCUGUACUGGGAUGGAGAUGGCGAGCGAGCAUGAUCCACGAAUAGAUCCCUUUGACUAGAGUUGCAUCAUUUCCUUCAUACCUCUCACAUCAGAAGCAAGGAAUUUCCACGUGCAUUUCUGUAUAUAUCCAAACAACUCACAGGUACAUGGAACACCGCUAGUGUCUAUAAAUUGUACCUGUUGUAUCAUAUCUCCUUAUUUACUAUGCACCUGGCUCUUCAACUUCCUGAAAUUGUAUGCAUCCUGCCAUCUUAAUUUUUGAGAUGAUCCUAGA